Vitis riparia (riverbank grape) is the source of this 549-nucleotide messenger RNA. Its product is annotated as putative G-type lectin S-receptor-like serine/threonine-protein kinase At1g61610. NCBI's taxonomy places the organism in Eukaryota, Viridiplantae, Streptophyta, Magnoliopsida, Vitales, Vitaceae. The coding region runs from base 1 to 549 and encodes 182 amino acids. The record is from RefSeq and is a predicted model, not a curated record. The transcript has a single exon.
AUGAAUUUACAUAUUUCCAGUGCUUUUGUUUCAUCCUUCUUCCUCUUGUACAACUUGAUGCCAUCACAAUAUUGUUCUGCCAUUGAUGCCAUUACUCCAACUCAAGUACUCACACAAGAACAGACUCUUACCUCUGGCCAAAUCUUUGAGUUAGGCUUCUUCAAUCCUGGUAAUUAUGGUAAAAACUAUGCUGGGGUAUGGUAUAAGAAUAUUUCUGUGCCCACGAUUGUGUGGGUGGCAAACAGGGAGAGGCCACUUUCAGCUUUGGACUCCUCUGCAGUGCUAACAAUUGGCAGUGAUGGAAAUCUGAUGCUUGUGGAUAGCAUGCAAAACACUGUCUGGUCUACCAAUGUCUCUGCACUGUCAAAUAAUUCCACAGCGGUGCUUUUAGAUGAUGGGGACUUUGUUCUUAAACACAGUAUCUCAGGAGAGUUCCUAUGGGAGAGUUUUAAUCAUCCUUGCGAUACCCUUCCUACCCAACAUGAAGAUAGGUAUGAACAUCAAAACUGGAGAGAGGCGUUCCUUGGCUUCCUGGCAAACAGAAGAUGA